AUGCGCCGCGUCCUCCGGCUGCUCCUCGGCUGCUUCCUCACCGAGCUGUGCGCCCGCGUGUGCCGGGCGCAGGAGCGAGCGGGGCACGGGCAGCUGGCGCAGCUGGGCGGCGUGGUAGUGCUGGCGGGGGGCAACCGGUCCGGGGCCGCCUCCGGAGAGGCCGGCGAGGGCGCGGGGGCCUCGGACGCGCCCCCGACCCGGGCGCCCACGCCGGACUUCUGCCGGGGCUACUUCGAUGUCAUGGGCCAGUGGGACCCGCCGUUCAACUGCAGCUCGGGCGACUUCAUCUUCUGCUGCGGGACUUGUGGCUUCCGGUUCUGCUGCACAUUUAAGAAGCGGCGACUGAACCAGAGCACCUGCACCAACUACGACACUCCGCUGUGGCUCAACACCGGCAAGCCCCCCGCACGCAAGGACGACCCCCUGCACGACCCCACGAAGGACAAGACCAACCUGAUCGUUUACAUCAUCUGCGGGGUGGUGGCCGUCAUGGUGCUUGUAGGCAUCUUCACCAAGCUGGGGCUGGAGAAAGCGCACCGGCCGCAAAGGGAGCACAUGUCCAGGGCCCUUGCAGAUGUCAUGAGGCCACAGGGCCACUGCAACACCGACCCCAUGGAGAGGGACCUCAACAUUGUGGUUCAUGUCCAGCAUUAUGAAAACAUGGAUACCAGAACUCCCAUAAAUAAUCUUCAUGCUACGCAGAUGAACAACGCGGUGCCCACCUCCCCUUUGCUCCAGCAGAUGGGCCAUCCGCAUUCGUACCCCAGCCUGGGCCAGAUCUCUAAUCCCUACGAGCAGCAGCCGCCGGGCAAAGAGCUCAACAAAUAUGCCUCCCUGAAGGCGGUUGGAAGUUCUGAUGGUGACUGGGCAGUGGCGACACUUAAGUCACCAAAAGCCGACAAGGUCAAUGAUGACUUCUACUCCAAGCGACGGCACCUGGCCGAGCUGGCCGCCAAGGGGAACCUACCUCUGCACCCAGUAAGAGUGGAAGAUGAGCCGCGGGCCUUCAGCCCUGAGCAUGGGCCCGCCAAGCAAAAUGGACAGAAGUCACGCACCAACAAGACCCCCCCACAUCCCCUGGCCUACAACUCCACCACCAACUUCAAGGGCUGGGACCCCAACGAGCAGUCUCUCCGGCGGCAGGCUUACGGUAACAAGGGCAAACUUGGCGUAGCCGAGUCGGGCUCCAGCGACCCCUUGGGGACUCGCACCCAGCACUACCCACCCCCACAGCCAUACUUCAUCACCAACAGCAAAACAGAAGUGACUGUCUGAGCUUUCACUACAGGAAGCAUCCUGGAGACCAUACUCAACUGAGAGGCAAAAAAUAUCCCUGGCCCACACCCUUCCUGCCCUCCCCGACAUGCUCCCUCACGCCCUGACUCCCCAUACCAACCGACCAUAAACCUGCUGGCGACGCAGAAUCAUGCUUUUCUUGGGUCAUGCCUAACACGUGUCGGCGGGCAGCUGAGCAAGGCCGAAGCAGGGAUGUUCAGCAAUACAGCAGAGGGGAAACUGAGGCACGGCUCUUUCGACUUCGGGCCCAAGGUGGCCGACUCACAUGCCCAAACCGUGGGGCUGAUUUUUUCUUUUCCUCCUGACUUAAGACUGAAAUCCAUGAUGACGAAUUAAAAGUAGCACAGCUUAGAGAAAUUGU
Prionailurus viverrinus (fishing cat) is the source of this 1657-nucleotide messenger RNA. It is a transcript of the gene SHISA9, whose product is annotated as shisa family member 9. Gene Ontology annotation, cellular component: postsynaptic density; postsynaptic membrane; dendritic spine membrane. The transcript has 5 exons. Lineage: Eukaryota; Metazoa; Chordata; Mammalia; Carnivora; Felidae. The coding region runs from base 1 to 1275 and encodes 424 amino acids. The record is from RefSeq and is a predicted model, not a curated record. Gene Ontology annotation, biological process: regulation of AMPA receptor activity; regulation of short-term neuronal synaptic plasticity.